UGUCCGUGCAUAUGUCUAGGAUACCCUCAAAAUUAGGUCAUGGUCUCAAUUGAUUGGAUGCAUUUAUAGAUUUUAAGGAGAAAACUUGAAUCUUUUCCCGUCAGUUAUACUAUACAUCAUUUAAAUUUUAAGCCUACAGCUAAAUAAUGUACAUUUCAUAUGUUAAGCUCAAUGGAAGCAUGAAUUUGUACCAAAAAAAAAAAAAUGGAAGCAUGAAACAACUCAUUAUAUAAUAUAAGGCAAUUUCUGUGGUGCCCGCAACUUUUUUAUGGGUAGCGUACAGGAAUUGCUUGGACCAAUAACAUUAUUUCAUUUGUUUCGAUUUUUUUAAAUCCGGAAUAAUAGCAGUAGCCUUUCGUAAAUCAUGAAUUUACCCCCUAACUUCAUUUAUUUAUAAGUUGGUCCCUUAGCUAAGGUAAAAGAAAACAAAAGCUAAGUUAAAAAGAUCUUGGAGGUAAUUUACAUUCUGGGUUCGUGAAAGAUUAGAUUAGGGUUCAUGAGAUAGGUUUUGUUCCUGAAGUCACCUAGAUUGAUUUCCUGAUUUCAUUUCAUCUAUUUGAACUGUCGUCUUCGGUAGCCUUUGGUUUGUGUGAUUUCGAGGGUUUCACAGGUGAUUCUUCUUCGACUGUGCUUUCACUGAUGAAUUUGGUUGUGCUCGUCUGUGUCGCUGUAAGAUUUUGAUACGGGUGUUUCGAUUUGUACACUACUCUAUUGAGCAGGGAUCGAAGUUGUCUGUGGACAUUUGCGGCUACCUGAACUGAGUUGGGAAAAUGAAUGAUUCUUCAGGAGAUAAUUGGCUUAAUCCGUUUGAUGACGAGCUUUAUAUCAUCGAUGAGGAUGAUAGUCUAAAUUCUAGCCCUGCCAACGGUUUGAAGCAGGGUGUGAAUGAAGGGGAUAAUGAUGGGGAAAAUUUUGUGGAUGUCGAUGAGAUGUUUGAAACUGGAAAUGACAGUCAAAAAAACUCUGAUGUAGAAGUUAAAGUCAUGAAAAGGAUUACUGAAUUGUCUGCAGACGACAUUAGAGGGAUGGAUUUCUCUUCUGAGGAGGAAGCAUGUGAAUUCUAUUCUAAAUAUGCUCGUAUCCGUGGAUUCUCUCCAAGAAAAGAUGAUGUAUACAAGGAUGAUGAUGGCAAGAUUAUCUCACGACAGGUGGUGUGCAAUAGGGCUGGACAAAGGCAUCAGAAGCAUAUGCAUAAUAGUGGCAGAAGAAAACAACCUAAGCCUAUUACUAGAGUGGGUUGCCUUGCUAUAAUUCGAUUUCGUUGUUUUUCUAGCAGUAAAAGGUGGAAAGUGGUUUUUUUUUGCGAUGAACACAAUCACCCAUUAACACCAUAUAAGCAUGUUCAUUUGAUUCCAAAAUUCCGGCAAUUGAGUGAAGGGGACAAAGCUCAAGCAGAAGGUAUGAACCUAUUUGGUGUGAGGACCCGCAAUAUUAUGGAGGUGAUGAUGGGCCAAAAAGGUGGGGCUGAGUCCGUAGGCUUUACCGGCAAGGACUUGGCCAACCACCUAGACAAGCAAAAAAGGAAAAGAGUCAAAGAUGGUGAUGCAGUUGCGGCGCUGUCCUAUUUACAAGGAAAACUUGACAGUGACCCACUAUUUUUCUUCAAGUACAACAAAUCGGAACAAGGUAAUCUCCUUAACUUGCUAUGGUGUGAUGGAACCAGUAGAAUGGAUUAUAACGUGUUUGGAGAUGUGGUUGCCUUUGAUAGCACAUACAAGAAGAACAAGUAUAACAAACCUCUUGUGAUUUUUUGUGGAUACAAUCACCACAAGCAAACAACUAUCUUUGCUGCUGCACUUGUUCAUGAUGAGAAAACUGAGACUUUCAUAUGGGUUUUGGAAACCUUGACUGAAGCAAUGUUUAACAGGCAUCCUAAGGUGGCGGUUACAGAUGGAGAUCUAGCAAUGAAGGAAGCUAUUAGAGUUGUGUGGCCGAAUACCACGCAUCGUCAAUGUGCAUGGCACAUUCACCAGAAUGCUUUGAAAAAUAUUAGAAAUCUUGAUUUUGCAGAUGAAUUCAAGUUAUUUGUGUACGCUAACUUAAACCCUGACAAGUUUGGAGAGAAGUGGGAUAAACUGGUUGAGAAAUAUGGUAUAGCCAACAAUCCAUGGAUUGAUACGAUGUAUGAGACAAGAGCUUCUUGGGCAAGCACCUUCAUGCAAGACAAAUUUUUUGCCGGUAUUAGGUCGACAUCCUUAUGUGAAGGUAUUAACUCAUUCAUAAAGAAUUAUCUGCAUUGUAAGUGUUCUUUGUUGGAUUUUCUUUUCAAUUUUGAGCGGGCUAUGAAGAAAUACAGGCACAAUGAGUUGGAAUCUGAUUUUAAGUCUUCUUAUGGUGAGCCUGUUAUGACAACUGCACUUAGUGGCAUUGAGUAUGGAGCUGCCAAAAUAUUAACAAGGAGCAUGUUUUGGGAAGUCAAGGGUCAAAUUGAAGAUGCCCUGGGGCUAAAUGUGGAGCGUUCUGAGGUGGCCAAUAUUGUGAUGAUGAAAAUGAGAAAAAUUAGCAAUCGCAGAAAAGAAUAUAUUGUUGUUUAUGAUAAGAACCAGAAAAAGUUUGUAUGUGAAUGUGGUUAUUUUGAGUUUUAUGGCAUCCCUUGUUCUCAUAUAAUAGAUGGGAUGAGAAGUGAGUAUAUUGAUGAAUUUCCAAGCAAUCUAGUUUCUAAGAGGUGGUUGAAAACAGCCAAGUCUGCUCAUGUGUAUUCAAUUUCAGAGCCUAGUAUUCAUUCACAGAAUAUGAAAUUGUUGCGAAAAGGAGCUAUGUCUGCCGCAUGCAACUAUCUCGCAUAA
This is a messenger RNA of Lotus japonicus, 2786 nucleotides long. RefSeq names its product protein FAR1-RELATED SEQUENCE 5-like. Lineage: Eukaryota; Viridiplantae; Streptophyta; Magnoliopsida; Fabales; Fabaceae. The coding region runs from base 771 to 2786 and encodes 671 amino acids. The record is from RefSeq and is a predicted model, not a curated record. The transcript has 2 exons. Gene Ontology annotation, molecular function: zinc ion binding.